UGGCUGUAAGCGAUCAUUAGCAAAAUACUUCACCUAUAAUGCUUAUUGGCGCAACUUGCAUUGUAUAAAAGCAGGGCAGUGAUGUACAAUUAGCACCAGAAGUAUUUCGGACUCUUACAAAUAAACAACUCCCAAAAAUUAACAAAAAUGUUCAAGCUCGACGCCAUCCUUGCUGCUGUCUGCCUUUUCGCCGUCGCCACCUCCGUCAGUGCUGGACUCCUAGAAACCCACCAUGUAGUCCACGAGCCCGUGUUAGCCAAGGUCGGCGCGGUAGUUCACAGUGCUCCUUCAGCCGUUUCCCACCAGAGCAUCACUCAGGUCCAUAGCAAAGCUGUAGUGAGUCCGGUGCUUGCUCACGCCGUCAAAACAACGGUACUUGCUGCCCCCGUCGUUCCAGUAGUCCAUGCCGCACCCGUAGUUCAUGCCGCUCCCGUAGUCCACAGCGUUCCAGUUGUCCACUCCGUGCCUGUGGUUCAUUCUGCGCCUGUCGUCAAGAGCAUUGUUUCAGGUCCACUUGCCUACACUUUCCAUCAUUAGAAUAUUUCAGGAUUGGUAUACAAACAAAUCGAAUGUCGAAUCUAUUACUAAAACGAAAAUAAAAUAAAGUUGUGAUAUAAAUUUAAAA
Bactrocera oleae (olive fruit fly) is the source of this 625-nucleotide messenger RNA. RefSeq lists its product as uncharacterized. The record is from RefSeq and is a predicted model, not a curated record. Lineage: Eukaryota; Metazoa; Arthropoda; Insecta; Diptera; Tephritidae.